GGGGCGCGGGGCGCGGCCGGCGCUCAGUGUGCGGGCGCGCGUCGCCGCCGCCAUGGGCAACCAACACUCCGCCUCGCACGCCACCCUCAAGCCCCGCAAGAACGUCCACUGGAAGUCCGCAGGUCGGCCCGCGGUGCCGGGGAAGCCCGACAUCAUCCCGAUCUUGUCGGACGACGAGCCGAACGCGAUCACGCUGCGAUGGGCCCCGCCGGUGCACGACGGCGGCGCGCCGCUGCACGGCUACCAGGUGGAGUGCAACCGCCUGGGCUCGCACGACUGGAUCCGCACCUCGCCGCCCGUCGUGCUGCGGCCCGAGCUGGUGCUGUCGGGCCUGGAGCCGCCGCACCGCUACCAGUUCCGCGUGGCCGCGCUCAACGCCGUCGGCCGCUCCGACUACAGCGAGCUCUCCGACGUGCUGACCGUCAGCUUCGAGCGCGGCGUGCAGGAGGCGCCGGUCUUCCUGCAGCACCUCGAGGACGUGACCGUCCUUGAAAAUGAUAAAACCGAAUUCCGCGUCACUUUCUCCGGGACGCCGACGCCCACUAUCGCCUGGUUCAAGGACGACUACGAAAUCUUCAGCAGCCGGCGGACUGCGAUCACCACAACCGACUCGUCCAGUGUGCUCGUGUUCCAUCAGACGUUGUCGAGCGACGAGGGCGAGGUCAAGUGCACGGCGACCAACCGCGCCGGCCACGCCGUCACCAAGGCGCGCCUGUCGCUGGUGGCGGCGCCCAAGCUGCGCUACCCGCGCCAGUACGAGGACGGCGUCCUCUACGAGAUAAACGAAACGGUGUUCCUCAAGACGACGAUAGUCGGCAAGCCGACGCCGACGGUCGAAUGGCGGCACGACGGCCAGAUAAUCACUGGGAACGAACGCGUCGAAAUUUCGAACACGCCCAAGUUUUCGAUGCUUAAAAUCCACUCAGCUCGCAGGAGCGACCGAGGGGAGUACCAAAUACACGCCAGAAACAACAUCGGGGAGGACACGGCCGCCUUCCUGGUGACCAUAACGGCGCCGCCCGACCCGCCGCGGAGGGUGUCCGUCACCAGGCAGGUCGACAAGUCCGUGACGCUGGACUGGGAGCCGCCGGAGGACGACGGCGGCUGUCGCAUCGGCAACUACGUGGUGGAGUACUACCGCAACGGCUGGAACGUGUGGCUCAAGGCCACCACGAGCCGCAAGACGAGCGUGACGCUCUUCGACCUCAUCGAGGGCAGCGAGUACCGCUUCCGCGUGAAGGCGGAGAGCCCGUACGGCAUGAGCGCGCCGAGCGCCGAGUCCGCGCCGGUGCGCAUUCCCGGCCGCUCGGUGGACAUGGAGUUCCUGGAGGUGGAGUCCAGGAUCAUCAGCGACGUGCUGAAGAAGGAGGACGGCGUGGAGGCGAAGGUGUCGCCGAUGCCGCGCCGCAAGCGCCUGGCCGCCGAGCCGCCGCCGCAGCGCGCCGCGCGCGCCUCCUCCGCGGAGCCGACCAGAGACACCCAAAAAGACGAAUUCAUGCUCGUUCUGUACCCUGACAACAAUACGACUGAUAAAGCUGAAAAGCGAAAGUCGUUCCAACUGGAGCUGGAGGACGCGCUGUCGCCGCCGCCGCUGUCGCUCAGCGCGCCCGAGCUCAGCGCGCGCUGCGUGCUGCCCUUCCGCGCGCUGCGCGCCGCCGUCAGCUCCACCGAGCUGCUGCACGAGCGCGCCAUGGCCCGCUUCUACCGCGCCGUGGCGCUGCAGGAGCAGCAGCGGCACGACACACGCGCGCACACCGACAUUCCGCACAACACUAGCCCCGAGCGGCCGGCCCGGCCGCCGGAAACCUUCAAACCGCCCGAAAUCGUCAUCAAACGGGACUCCGUGGACAGCACGGGCAGGGCGGUGGUCGAGCAGGCGUCGCACGACUCCGAGGCGUCGGACGGCAAGUGGCAGCACAUGUCGUUCGACGAGGACUACACGGCCAGCACCGUCUCCACGGACGGCGACUACUCCGACGAGGAGGACGGCAGCCUGGACGGCGACGAGCGCCGCCGCAGCCCGGACGACGAGGACACCUACCACCCGCGCGACAAGCUGGCGCGGCCCUCGCCCGUCAAGGAGGCCGAGGAGGAGCUCGAGGAGGAGGAGUCGGAGAGAGAGGUUCUCAAGCCGCUGCCUCUUCCCGACCCUAAUUUCGUCCCGAAACCCAUUCUGAAACGAAGGGAAUCGGGAUCCACCGACUCGAACACGACCAUAAAACUUGAUAAUGGCAUAGCUAAACACGAGGAAGUGGAAAAACCUGAAAUAAAAGAAAAACCCAAAAAGGAAGAAAAAAUGACGAUAUUCAAAAAGAUCACCAAAAUGCCCGUGCAAAAGAGCUUUCCUUUCCCGAAGAUACUUAAUAAAAGCAAAGAAGCCGACAAACCGCCGGAACCGCCCGUUCAAAACAAUUCUCAGGUCGCUCCCAAAAAAGUAGAAAACGUCAAAGACAAAGUGAGCGAGGAGGGAAGAACUGUAAUAGAUUACUACACAAAUAUCGUCAAAGAGUACGGUAGUCAUAAAAAAGCCGCCACUCCUCUGUAUUUGAACACGGAGGAUCUAAAAAGUGUGGCUGAGAAGCAGCAGCACGACUCGAAAGAUAAAACGCCUAACGAGAAGAAACCCCUCAAAACUAAGAAGGCGGCUGCGGCCAAGACGACGGACAACCAGCUAGCGGUUCCGAACAAAGUCAACUCUAAGCAAAAAGCCAACUCCAAACCUGCCAAAGUAAAGACACAACAGAGCGCCGAAAAAGCCAAGACCCGAUCCGUGAACAGGGUGAAGCCACAGAAUAGCAUCGAAAAACCGAAGCCCGACAAAGGAAAAGCGAUCGCCAACAGUUCGCCGCCGCAGGAAGCUGCGACCAAGAAGGGCACCCAGCAGAUCGUGCUGAAGAAGACCGAGCGCGCGACCGUCGUGAUCCCCAUCGACUACCAGGAGCUGGAGCAGCAGGCGGCCGUGGCCGUGCGCUCGGCCGUGGACUACGCGCUCGACUUGUGCCUGCUGCUGCUCGCCUUCUGGGUGUACUUCUUCAAGGACGAGCGCCUCGCCAUCCCCUUCCUCGUGCUCAUCAUCUACCGCCAGCUCCAGGAGACGCUGCUGUUCGACGCGCCCGCCCUCGUCGCGCGCUACACCCCCAGCUGGCUCAAGAAGAAAACUUCUUGACCUU
This is a messenger RNA of Ostrinia furnacalis (Asian corn borer), 3170 nucleotides long. It is a transcript of the gene MnM, whose product is annotated as myomesin and myosin binding protein. NCBI's taxonomy places the organism in Eukaryota, Metazoa, Arthropoda, Insecta, Lepidoptera, Crambidae. Gene Ontology annotation, molecular function: protein binding. The record is from RefSeq and is a predicted model, not a curated record. The transcript is spliced from 3 exons. The coding region runs from base 53 to 3166 and encodes 1037 amino acids.